Xyrichtys novacula (pearly razorfish) is the source of this 38983-nucleotide messenger RNA. NCBI's taxonomy places the organism in Eukaryota, Metazoa, Chordata, Actinopteri, Labriformes, Labridae. The record is from the annotation of a GenBank genome assembly.
GCUGUGGCUAUGUCGUGUACCGGGUUGUGUAUGGGCUAUAGGUGUGUUUGUCGUGUACCGUGUGUGUGUGGAUAGCAUAUGAGAGCCGCUGAGGGGGUCUGCCGUACCGCAGGGAGCGCGAUCGAAUCACGGCGCGCGCCUCCGCCGGAUCUCCUCUUCCUGCCGUCACACCCACUGCUCGGUGUUGUGGGUUCACCCCGUAGAGGAGGGGAGGACCCACAGCAGCAGAGAGUGCUGCAGUGCGAGCACAGCGGGAGACUUGCAAGCGGAGGGGAAAAACACACACACACACGUACAGACUCACACACACACGCACACACACAGACACCAGCAGGCUUAUUAUCGAAACUUGGUCUAUGGAGAAAUCUGCAGCGACGCCGUAGCGACGCAGGCCGACAUGGAAGAGUAUUUGCGGAGGGUCCAGAGGAGACUCAGGGUGAGUUAAACGCAGAUUGUGGCUGUAAGAAAUGAGACCAUGACGGGCAGAUGACUGAUACCGCCGUGCUACAGGCUGCGUUCCUGUUGCUGAAAUAGCGCACAGCAAAAAAAAGGGAAAAAGCCUCGCACGUCCCCUCGGCCCCCCAAAGCACCUGUAGAUCUUCAAAAUAUGACAGAACGGGGGGAGGAGGGCGUGUUUGGCCCCGUACAAUGAGCUCGUUGUGUUUACAGGAGCAUCAGUGUGUGAAUUUGAAUGAGGAGCUGAUUGCUACUGAGGGGGAGGCGUGACAUCAACAAGUUUAGCCAGAGGCUGUGCUUCACAGCUAUCUGGUUGCUCUGCAGAUAGUGACUCAUAAUUUGCAUUUGAUCCAUCUCCUCACACAUUUCUAUGGAAAAGCAUCAUGCAAACACUGAGCAGCCUAAUGUAUAUGGAUUAGCUGACUGUGGAUCCUUAAAGGUACACAUGUUUGCAUUUUGUAGUAGAUUAGAGAUGUGUGGUUCUUGUACAUGUACCUGUCUGUGUUUCUUGUAACCAUUCAAACUGUCACCUGCACAGAUGGUCACAUCAGGGAGCUCUGUCAUGGAUUACACUCAUACUUUAAGGCCCUGAGCCAUGGAGGCCCUUAGACUGUUUCUCCUGAAUAUGUCUGUCUGAAGGUCCACAUUAUCAGCGGCCAUGACAGUAUCUUUUAAUGGUUUGAACUGUGAGCACUUCCUUCAGUAUAGUAUGUGUGAUGAUGAAUCAUAUUUGGCUUUGGCGUGGGCUAUAUCUUUAUGUUUAUUCCAGAAUUUUUUUUCAGUGGAAGCUUGGCCAGGCUCAUAUCAAUAGCAGGAAUUGAUCAGAAACAAUGCUGUCAAUCACUAAAGGGUACAUAAACCAUUAUGCAGUAAGUGUCAGAGAGCAUUUUGCUGUUUUGGUCCAAAGAAACAGAAUCAGUCACUCAUGGGCAGAUUUGCAUGUUUGUACAAUGUUUUACUGACGUUCCACUACAAAUAUUGUCAUAUUUAGGACAUCGCCAUCAGUCACAUGCAUUUUUCCCCUUUAAUUCCCAUCUUCUGCAAACUAUACUUCCCCUUGUUAUCCUAAGUUUGUUGUGUUUGGGGGGAAGGCCUCCUUAUCAACUUAAUGUGGCUGAUCUGGAGCUUUGGGUGAAACCACAUGAUCUUUAUCUGCUGAUGAAGAUCAUGUGAACUGACUUAAAGAUUACUUCUGCCCAGCUGUAACAGAUUUACAGGAUUUCAAGUUUUGGUUCUUUUUUUUGAUUAAACACUGAGCCUCAGAAAUAGACCAAACAAACCAACCAUCAAGUCCACUAAGUUGCUGUUCAAAGUACAUAUGAUUGUACUUAACAGUCUCCACAGACAGGUAAAGGUGUGUAUGUGUAAUAGCUUACAUCAUACUGUUAUCACAUGCAGUAAGACACUUAUUAACUCGGCAUGUCAAAGCUAAAACAAACAUUCCUCAUAAAACCCAAACUGAUCACUUUGCAAAUAACACAAAGCUGAUAGUAUUUAUGUGUAUAAGACAGAGGCAGGCAGGUAAGAGCAGGUUUAGUUAGCAUGCAACUAAAUUGUGAUAUAAAGAAAGAAAAAAUAUAAACUUUAGAAAUGACUUUUCUCUAAGUUCCUUGAGAGGACUUAAACUUUCUGUUGACUCUUAUGGAUAAAGGCUGUUUCAGAUGGUAAGAUAUACUGACCUUCAUGUGUGUAUUAGCUUAGAAGUAAAAGCAGUUUCAUCUUCUUAUCAGUGACAUAUUUCCUUUUACAACAGGUCUGUUCACAGGGUUAUUCAGCACUGAGAUAAUGUAUGUACGAAUGUUAGCUGUCAUAGUGAAACCAUGUAAGCCGUCUUCUAAUCACACAAAUAGUGAAACCUAAAGCUAACAGAUUAGGUUGCUUCUUACAGGUAACUUUUAACUGUAGUGGUAACUGGCUAAAGGUGAUGUUGGCUAGGAAGUGAUUGCAAAUGUGCUAUAAGCUGUUUAAGUGAAGCUUCUGGUAUCUGAUAAGUAUUAGUUAUAUUAUUUUAACUUUGAAUGUUGUGAGAUGAUAUGUUUGUAGUGAACUGACUCUACAUUGUCAUGUUUCUUUGUUGGUGCCAGAGUUACAAGUCCGUUAUUAUGAAGCAUCUGACAUAUGGGAAUUUAGACAACACAAGCAAUAUCCACAUCACCAUCACCUUCACCUUCAGCACCAAACUACCAAGCGCUGAGUUGUUCACAAAGAGCUCGAUCAAGAAGUUCCUCAGAAGUAGAAGAGGACUGUUUGGAUUAAAGUGGUUGUGUCAGUGGACUACAGAGGAGGAGAGCUGAGUUUAAGUGCUCAGGUGUUCUAUAUAGAGUUGAAUCUGGAGCUCUUUCUGAAAGGACUCUGCAGAUCUAAUAGAGUUUGUAAUUCAUUCCACCACCGAGGGAUAACAGAGGAGAGUCUGGCUGAUGACUUUGGGUCCUGUUUCAAGGAUAGCACCAGCUGCUUUCAACUUGUAGAUCGAAGUGGACAGGAGGGAGUGUAGACCUGUUGUUUGGCAGGAGCAGUUUCUGUUGUAGUAGCUCUUUAGGGGAGAAGUAGUGUUUUAGAUUUGAUGUAGGCUGCUCCUGGAAACCAGUGAAGGGAAAUGACCAGCUGAGUGCCGCUUUAGGUUGGUUAAAGACCAAACAGACUGCUGCAUUCUGGGUCAUCUGCAAAGGUUUGACCAUGCACGCAGUACUAGUCAUGCAGCAGCCAAUGCACAAUAUUACAAGAGCUUGUGUUAUUUGCUCUUUUAGGUAAGGUCUGAUCCUAUUGCUGCGUUAGAGGCCAGAAACUGAACAUUAACCUGCAAGGAAAACUGGCAACUGGUGGUGCUACUUUUCCAUAUAAAUGACAGGAAAAUUAGUCGCUUCAGAACAACCCCAGGAAGUCAGGAUUUUCUUUAUCUACUGUCUUUUUUUAUUUUUGAGAUCCACUUAGAGUGCAGCUGUAUGACACUUCCUGAACAUGUCUCAUAUCAACUAAAUGGCUGCUGUGUGGAUCUGGACAUUGCUUGUGCAAUAAGCUUGCUAGUCUCAAUGCUAAAUGAUGGAAACGCUAAGAGGAGAGCUAGACAGGUGCAAAGACAAACAGGUAAGACAUACUACAGGUCUGCAGCAGCACAGAAACCAGGUUUUUUCUUUGGAUAUAGCAUUUAAUCGACUUAUUGCAGUUACAUUUUAAACCAUGCUGCAGUUCUAAGAAUAUUCUGUUUGUUCUCGUAAACACGACACACAUACAGUGUGAAUGGUCCCUCUAUUCCGAGCUUUUAAUCAGAGAGCAGUGGGAUGGUUAAGGAGAGCAGAAGAUCAAAGAAGCGAAUCUGCCGAUCAGAGCACAGCUGGCUAAUUUAGUGAUAAAGAGGGUAACUGAUGAUUGUCAUGGCAGCUGCAGAUAAAGCCGAACACAUGUCACGAUUAUCAACCCUUUCUCUCUAAUGCACGCACACACACACAUUAUACACACAGACACACUUUGUCUCUUGCUCCUCUGGCUCUCCAAUAUCAGCUCUGAUGAUUUGCUGUUUUGCUGACCACUCUCUCUCCCUCUCUCUCUGUACUCGCUGUAUGGCCUUCGUCCAAAACAUCCAUACCUCUAAUUGGCUUGGCUCUGAGUAUGUGCUGGAUCUGUCUUUCUAUCUUGCUCAGUUUUUCUCCGUAAAGCUCUAUCAUACAGUGCGAAGCUGAGGCAAUGUGCUGAGUGGACUUCCAGCAUCCAUCUCUCUCCGUGUGCACACUAACACACAUAGGCAAUGGCACCACUUUAGCCUUGUGGACCUCAAACAAACUUAUUCCUUAUUUCUGGUCUCUAUCAAGACGCUCCUGCAAGUGAGACAGAUAUGAGGGAUAAUUUUGGAAGAGUUUAUUAACACGGCUGAGCCAAAGGGAUAAAAUAAGAGGAAACUUUGAGUGACAGGUUGAUACUAUCUUUCAUUAGUUGAUGGAGCCCCUGUUUCAUAUAAGAUUAGAUUUUCUCUUUAAGACGAUGGUGGGUAAAUUAGAACUCUCAGAAAUGAGAAGUAGAGAAGAGAUCUGUUGCCACGUUUACAUGGGCAAAAUUUCUUGAUCCGAUUAAAAAUUUGAGGGAUCGGAUAAUCUGAAUCUUCUGUUUAUAUGGGUGCAAAAUCAAAUAAUCUGAUCAUGACGUGCGUUUAUUCAGAUUAGAGGCAUUUUUACAUGUACAGAGUUGUCUGAUUUCAUUAAAACAACAGCAGAGGAAGUGUUGUAAUCACGCCUGUGCUGUAACAAACCAACAAACACGGUAGUGAUUCACUCCAUCCAAUCAGGACUUUUCCCCCUUGUUAAAUGUUGUCACUAGAUGACGCCCUUGUGUACCUAUUUUACUGUUCUGUCAAAGGUUGCACUGUUCUUGCCGAUGUGACAUCAUUACGCUGUAUGCAGAGGCGGCCCAAGCCUCAAUGGGGCCCUAAGCAAAAUUUGAUUUUGGGGUCUCUAUUUCUGCCAAUAAUAUUGAUUGUUGAUCAUUCACACCUACUACAGUAUAAAUUUAAUGCACCUGACAUGUCUUUACACAUUUAACAUAAAUAAUACCAAUGCAGCCAUACAAAUAAUACCAAUGAAUGACUGAUGAAUGAUGCUCAUGGUGCCACAUAUGGUUUUAAAUCUCAAAAUGUAACACAUUCAGGAUGCUCAGUGCACACUGCACAGCAGGAGGCACAUAACGGUAGUGGAGCUUUGACAUAUCAGCAGUAAGAAUCAUAGGCCUACAUCAGCAGCAGCACUAAAAUGUUUUAAUUUUAUUACAAUAAUAUAUAUAUAAAAUAUAAAAAAUAUUAAAACUUUUUUUUUUUGAUUGCUCUUGGGGGCCUCCUACUGGCCGUGGGGUCCUAAGCAGGCGCUCAGUUCACUUAUGCCUUUGGCCAGCUCUUGCUGUAUGCACGCAUUGUUAUGUUAUAGGAGGAGCAGACACGGUACCUGCAGUUGUGUUUUAUGCCAGAGUGUUAAUGAUGAAACCUCCUGUACUGACUUUAAGAAAUAAGCUAAAGGCUAAUGAGUUGAUAUCGAGUUAGGUAAGAGAGUCACGAUCAGAAUAAGUGUUUACAUGGACGUGUUUCGGAACUAACGAUCGGCAUAAAUCCCCCCUCUCGAUCGGAAUACAAUUUCUUCCCGAUUGAGCCGAAUUGGAUCAGAAUCUUUUGAUCGAAAUGUCUAGGCUCAUUUUUAUUCUUAUUGGGCAUUUAUCCUGAUUUUUUGUGCCCAUGUAAACGCAGCUUGUGUAAUUGAUGGAUUUGUGACAUGUUCAAAGUGUUUCUUUGACUUCAAUCCAACCUCGUUUGUUAACUUAUUGCUGCUCCAGUGCUUGUGAGUGCCACAGAUGUAAACAUUAUAUAUUACACAGCAUAUUAAGGUUGUUAUUUAACCGCCCUGUGGCUUUUAUUACAGCCAAUUUCUGUAAGCAAAUAAAUCUUUUUUUUUGUUUUGGAGUGAAGUUUGGCUGAAAAUAUGCUGAUGCAGCUGGGCAUCUAGAGGAGAGUCAUAAGAUAUUCCAAAGCUGGCCAAUAGAGGAGAGGAGGAGAGGAAUGAAAGGGGGGGAAGGAUAGGCGAAGAGAGGGGUUAACUGUUGAGAGACGGAGAGAUAUAGCUCAGAAUGAGAGAGCACUCAGAUUGAAGGGUAUCAGAUGGCCAAUGCACAAUCAUGCACGCACAAAACACACACACGCGCACACAAACACUCAGAGAUGCUCUCCCACUCGCUGCAGUAUAACAGACACUGAGUGGCCUUUUCUCCAGCUAAUGCAUCUCUUCCCUUCUCUGACCAUCCAGUAUUGAUUUGCUCUCUCUCCCUCCUAUGAAGAAACCGGCUGCAGACCUCCUCCCCCUCCCCCUGUCUCACACUCACCUUCUCCUCUUUCCCUUCAGUUCCUCUUUAAAAUGUUCCCACUCUCUCUUUAUUCCCACUUAUUUUCCCUCACAUCUUCAUCUCAUUCCCCUAUCACAUUUUUCACCUGUUUCUCAUCCUUUCUGAGCCUUUAUACUCCUCUGAGUCAUCAAUCUGCUGCCUAUUCUCCCUAUAUUUUUCAUAAGCUUCUCACUCACAGUGCCUCAUAUCUCCAUUCGCUCCCCCUCCCUUAUUCUCACUCUAAUCAUGAACCUCUAACCUUUCUCCUACCCUCCCUCUCUCAUUUCUCCACACUCAUCUCAUCCGUAGUCUAAAUGGUGAGGUCCUGAAAAGAAAUAAGACACCAAGUUGUUUCUUUGCACAUCAUUACCAGUGCUUUAUUCAUCUCUGCCAUGCAUUAAGGCCUCUUCAAUCACAGGGUCCAUUAUACAUUACAAACAAAUGUGCUUAAUGUAAGCUUACAGAGCAGAGUCUGAAGAAAAGGAGGAUGAAUUAAUUCUAUUCAUGUUUUUAAAAAAAGCCUCAGAAGAACUUGUUUUGCAAGAUUUGCAUGCAGUAUCUUCACACUUGCAUCAUCAUAACUUUGUGUUUGAUUUCCUGCCUUCAAGGCAGCUGUUUCACACAAAAAAACAGACUUCAAGUCUUUUUAAAAGUAGUUCAUCCACCACGAGUUCAGCUGAUGUUUUCAUUACAGUUCUGUUGUUGCUCUGAAAGCUCUGAGAUUUGAUCCUCUAUAGGGGGGUUUGAACUGUCACUGUAGGUAUGAUAGACUAUAGGUUUAUGUUAUAUGAUAGCAUAAUAAGGAUAAUAAUGGUAUUAGCAGACCAACACUUGAAAGUUAAUGAGCAGUAUCAGCAGAAAGUCAACAUGUCCACUGAUCUUUAUAGCUUCUAAGGUGGCGCUCACAGUGACAGCUUUUGAGAUCCAGUAUGUUAGCUGUAUGGAAGUAUUAUGAAGUGUAGUAAACAGACAGCAAAGUAGCAAAAUGCCACUCCUUAAACACUACCUGUACUGACAGAAUGUACAGGUAUUCAAACACUCAUUCCUACCGUCUCCAUGUAAAGAUGAAACUCACCACACCUGUGCAACCCGCCCUGCAUAAUCCCCAAACUCCACCCACAACCAGAAAUAUUCACCAAUCAAUCAACAUGACAGACCCUCUUGAUACUGUUAAAUAAAAUGUAUAUCAAAUGUUAUAUUUUGACCAUAACUACUUAUUUCACCCUUUCUCACUCGGAAAUCAAACCCCUAUAAAUAAAACUGAUCAUGACUAAAAUGGCUUACACAUUCCUGGUUUGAUUGUGCUCUGAGGGACCCAGAAAUCCCCCCAAAAAUCCCAAAAUCUUAAAGAUUGGUAUUUGAUACUGUUUUUAAAGUUAUAUUUUAGGAUGUGUGUGUCUUAACACAGGACAGGAGAGUGGAUAGAGAAAAAAACAGGUGAAAAAGUGGAGAGUGACAUGCGCUUAAAGGACUGCAGGUUGAAGUCUAUAGUCUCAGUUCAUUGGUGCAACUAAACCACUAGCCAAACUGGUGCCCUCCAAAGCUACUCUAUUCUGCAUUAGCAACAACUGAGAGAUGUUUUUAAAACAGGACUCAUGACUGAAUCUGUGCCAGUUUGAGUCACCUGCAAGAAUCAAACCAAGAAACACAAACAGUCAGGAAACAAACGUGCAUCUUUUUCUUUUCUCCUGCUCCAUCCUCGCCCAUCAGAGAAUCCUACAAGCCCAUUAAGAUGAGCUGCAGAUAGAUGAGGUAUUCAUUGUCUCCACAUUUUGCUUCUUGAUUAAUGGUACAAGCUGCAGGGCUGUGAGUAAGCUGAUUCGUUUGAGAUAAAACAUUACGGACUGACACAGAUACACCUGGUGCAAGCUGGGAAUGGUUGAAGGUGAUCUUGUUUCCAAACAUCGUUGAACUUUUUCUCAUUAUCAUCAUUUUUAACAAGGAAACAUUUAUAUAUUUUGAGUUUUACAUCUCCUCAGAGACAUAUUUUGCCUACGACUUAAUGCUUCUUCAUAUAAACCUCUUUUCUAACGCCACCGCUGGAACUGCGCUCUGGAGGUUGGGAAUGGUUUUGUAAGAUCUGCUUUAUCUAAAAGGGGAGAAACUCAAUUAUCUGCCUUUUUAUCUCAGAGACGGAUGUUGAUCUCUGUAAUGUAGUCAUCAUUAAUGUCCACUUACACUAAAUGAGGAGUGUUUGUCUGCAUUGUUUAGUGAAAUUAAUGGAACUCAUCACUCCUCUGACAAAGCGUGUUACUCUCAGAUAGCAGUGAAAGCAUUUCUUCAGCUAAUUUAGACCGUUGCUGCGCGAGUUCCCCUAUCGUGAUGCGCACAUUGAGUAGCCCUCUCCUGCACGGCGUAGCGUUGGAGCAUCUUGAUGUCAUUAUUAAUGCAUACAGUUGGUUUGAAAAUGCUGCAGUCAUCUAACACAGCCACCCUGACUCACGAGUCACAAGCAGUAUCUAUAUCAGCUAUCACAACAAACAAUAUCAGCUAUUACUGCUCUCUUAGUUGGCUGUUUGAAGACAACAAGAUUAAAUAUCACUGACUGGGUUCUUAUCGGGUUUAUUUAGAAAUGAAACAGUGACCCACACACUGAUGCAAUUAUCUUAUAUAUUCUUGUAUCUGUGUGUUUCCAGGCAGACAUAUCAGAGGAUCCAGUCCACGCUGUUUUAGGCGGACCAGAGCCAGAUGUUGACACAGUGGCUGCGACUCUGUGCUUAGCACUGCAUCUCAGCCAGGUAACAUGAAACCUGUCUGUUUGUGUGUGUGAAUGUUUUUUUUUUUAGCAGGUUUAAGUUUGAGUGUUCAAAAGUUUAGAUCAGCUUCAACUUUUGUACCAUAAAUGUGAACAAUCUCUUAGAAAAUGUGGAUAUUAUCGCUCCUUUCUUUAACAAACUAGCGCUGUGUUUGAAAUGUACUACUUCUUCAUUGUAUAUAUUGCACAUGUUUAUGCAUUGGUAGCUAUAUUAUCAUCACUGAGCACUGCUUUAUUUCCAUAAGCUUCAUUUUGAUAAGUAGCCUUUCACUGCUGAGUAAAACAACACAGAACAGAGGAGCAGAAAGCCCAGAAAUAAUAAUAACAAAACAAACAAUAGCUGCACAAAACUGACCAAGUUUAAUACUGAGAGCACUUCUUAAUCUACUGACAGUCAGUGCAAGUUCUGCCUUUGCGAUAAUACAUAUCUUGAGCGAAGUGGAUUGUAGGUGGGGUGAAACAAGCAGCUUUUCUGCAGACACUCAUCUGUUAACAGAUGUCCUUUUAUUUUAUUUUGGUUCAUUUUGUCAUUAUUUAUAAAUUUUCACAAAUUAAAAUGUACAAGAAGGCAUAUUACCUCAUCUAUAGCAGAGUAACAAUAAUGAUUUCAAAUUAUAACUGGUACAGAAUAAAUAAAUAAACAAAUGGAGUAGUGCAGUUUCCUAAUGCAUCAAUUUUAAAUCAAAUUGUUCACAAUUUUCAGUUUCGUAGACCUCCAUAUAUGGACUCUACUAAGUUAUUAUCGUUCUUCAUGACAAUGUAAACCCGUCUCUCCAGAGCUAAACAGGCUGCAAGUUCCUUUUCCCACAGUCCAACAGAGGGUAUGGCCUUACUCUUCCAUGAUAAUGCCGCUUGUAGUCAGGGUCCUCAGGGUAUAUUCCAAAAACACAAAGUUUGGCUUGUAAAACUUUAUUAUUUGUUAAUCACCUUAAUUUGACAACAUAUUUCAUUUACAUUUUUAACAUAUCGUAUAGAACAGUGGUUCUCAACUGGUGGGUCCCGACCUAAAAUUGGGUCGCAGACAUGUUCUGGAUGGGUCUCAAACAGCUGGUCAAAAAAGUAAAUAUUUAAUGCACAUCUGAUGUUUGACAGAUAUUUUAUUUAAAAAAAAAAAAGCUUAUUUUGUGAAAUUUGAUAUUUAUUUAAUAUUUUAUAUUUUCUGUAUAUGCAACGUCCUUUGUUCAUGUGCUCUGAAAUGCACUUUACUCAAUAAAACGGGUGUAUAUGUGUUAAAAAUUUGAGUCUUUAAAGGUUUUUUUGAUAUAAAAAAUAAAUCUGCUUGGUUUGAAUUCUAUAAAAGUGGGUCACGACUUCAGGAUCAGGAAAAUAUGGGUCCCAGAGUGAUACCAGUUGAGACCCACUGAUAUAGUCCAUGCAAAUAUAAUGUGUCUGAUUCUGAGUCAGUAUAUGAAUGUUGGUUUUGCUGGGUUCGGGUCUGAUCCAGAAGAUACCAUCAGGAGAAGUGUGUGUUCCGGUGCUGUGUGGACGUCAGUGUGACCAUGCCCUGCCAGGGGAGACGGUGAGGUAUCUGCAGACUGUGAAAAUUAGUGAGAGCUCGCUGCUGUGGAGGGAGGAUGUAGACCUCAUGAAGCUUCAUCACUCCGGAAAACUCUCUCUGACACUGCUGAGAGAUGGACUGCUGGAUGGGUAAACACACUCACAGAUGCAAAUCAGAACAACACACACACACACAUCCACACACACACUAGUUCAAGCAAUCUUUAACUUUUCAUAGAUGGGACUCCAGGGAAGUUAUUAAAAUCUUACCUGGAAGAGGUCUCAGUGAAUUUAGGAUGUUUUAUGUUCCACUGGACAACACCGAUCAAUGUGCGAAGCUGAAGCGCACACACAUAUGCACACACACACACAAACAUUAGCAGACACUGUGGGCUCUGGUUUACAAGACUGUAUUUGUUGAUGCAUAAAUGAGAUUGAGAGUGCGUUUGGGUGUGUAUUUCUGGCCUGUGUGUGUGUUCAUCACUCAUGACCCAAAGGGGAGUUGCAUUUAUGCAAAUUCCUCACAAUCAUCUCUCCUUCCCCUGCAGCCUUUCAUAACUCCUUCUCUCCUUCUCUCCUCUCUCAGCUCUGAGUACCACACUCUGGAGUCCAGCAUCCUGCGAGUGGUCCAUCACGACGGGCAGCAGGAUGCAGGGGAUGAUGGGGCACCGUCCGCCGUGACAACAGUCGCCAGGGAGAUUCUUCAAGAGGCAGCAGAGCACGUCGGAGCAGUGCUGGGGGAGACUCUUGGAGGUAAGGGGGGGAGACACAAGCGCACCCCCAGGGGGGAGUAAUGGGGCGGUGAGGGAGGACACACACAAAUCCCCUGACAUGACUCGCUUAACACCCACCAGGAGAGAUGGAGAGGGGGAGAAAUGAGGGGGAGGCGGCGGGUGUGGGUGAAGAGGAGUGCAGAAAGACACACAGAGCUCAUUUACGGGAGUCUGACUCUUUUUGUGAAGUUGGUUCAGUCUCUUGGUUUCAGUCACUUCUUACAUGUGGUAAAAAAAAAAGUCAUGAAACAAAUCAGAGAAACCUGCUCAUAUUUAAAAAAAAACAACAGGAAAAUUAAAUCAAGUAAAAUAAAACAACUAUGUGAGUUUUAUUUGUGAGUCUCUGCACAAUUUCAUGCGUCUGUGUUAGCUGGAGUCCAAUAAUAUUGAUAACUAAUAACACACAGACAAAUGAACCAAGAAUUUCUGAUGGAAGAAAAGUGUAUUACAUGUGGAGAAGAAAGAAAAAAUGAGCAAAGUGAAGUCGACAAACCCCGAGAGAAGAAAAGAGCAGGAAAUUGAUGUUCUGUUUGUGGUCCUAUUCUCAUAUUUCUCUGUGAGAGUUCUUUGGAUGGUGCAUUUACAAGAUUAUUGAUUCCUAAAGAGAUCAGUAGCUCAUCUUCUUUAUUCUCACGCACACCCUCUGACAAAAAGUACAACCAGAAAUAACCGGGAACUUUUGACGUCUUCCUGAAUAGGUGAUUAGCUUUGUCAGUCAGUUCGAAGAAGAUCCCAGCUGAUCAGUGUCUGCGUGUUUUUGUGUUAUCAGAACUUUUGUAGCAGGAAUAGAACGUAAUCAGAUUUUUUCACAUUGUUAAAGUACUGAAUGUAGACUUUUCUGUCUGUAAGAGUUAAUGACUCCCUAAGUUUUCUGGAUUUAAAAACAUAAUUUCACGCCACAUUUGCAAUUUUUAGUUGGCAUUGUAUUGUAACAUACUCAUACUCAUAGAAUCAAGAAGCAGCGUCUGCAUAUCUGAUCAACACGUGUGUUUUAAUGUCUCUACGUUUCUGUGUGUGCAGAGGCCCUCCGGCUGCAAAGCGAAACUUUAUGGAUCAAACAAGGUCGUCAGUCGUCACGGCUGCAGGAGCUCAUGAGAUCCUUGGAGCUUCGGAGUGAUGUCACCGCAGGUCAUCGUGGUGAUGCAAAGUUAAAAGGUGCAUAAUUGAAUAGAAACGUGGAAGAGUUUGACUCUUGUACAGGGAGAGGACUUUAUCUGGUGAGCAACUUGUGCGUGGCACCAUCCUGGGUAGUAGACGUCACAUUAUAAUAGGUUGGACUGAAGAUUGACAGCCUCUGAUGAAGGUAUCUUGAUGAAGGCCUGUAAACUUUAAGUGUAAACAUGCUGUACUCUUCUUCCUUCUCCUGAGAUCCAGCUCUUUCUUUCUGGUUCCUCCAAAGCUUCUGACCCCAGCAAAGGUUCAUCACCCCAAUCAAUUUCUUACAGUCAGUUCAGUCCAACCUCUUAUGAAUACAGAUCUAUAAAUCAUAUCGACAGAGCAUGGAUAUCUUCUGACUCCUGUUUUAUCCUGUUAUUGUCGUUUUAUGGAAUGUAAAGAGAAAUCGCCACACUUCACAUCAUUAUUAACAGCACUCUUUGUCAGGUUAGAUCUUCAUAAACAGAGUGUCAGCUGUUGGGAGUUUGACUGAAAUUGGACACAUUCAUUCUAGUGACCUUAAACCUUUGAGUGUGACAUUUAGUUUUCUAUGAAUACAGUAUAACUUAAGUCCCUUCUUACUCCCCGGAGAGGACAUUCAUGCUUGUGUUUUCUCUGUCUGUUGUGACACUGUUUUGUAUUUUUGUGUGUAUAUAACUGUUAGUCUGUUUGUGUGUGCUGACUGGAUGCAGACUUGGAGCAGCAGCUGACUGUGGAGCUGAAGGAGUUUUCUGAUGGAGAGAUGACCGUGGCGCUCACUUCAGUCACCACAGAUAAGGAGGUACGUUUUCAUCACCAAGGAGUUAAAACUGCUGAUUAGUAGCUCAGUGAAUGAAUCAUAUUAACUUUAAGAGGUUUUUAGGUUUAAACAUUUUAGUCUUUCAUUUUGAACCCGAAAGUGGCGCCCCCUGUGGAUGAAGCAGUCUUUGCUUACCCUGUCCAAGUCAUGACAAAACAUGUUACUCUUUUUGCGAUCAAAUUUCUAAUUGUUAAUCAAUUUUUAUGAAGAAAUUGUAAAAACAGGGUUGUUUUUCCAGGUUUUUGAGCACACCUACCCCUUUGUACAAGUUUUAGGCAUUAAAAAUUACGACAUAACCAACUGAGCAUUUUUUGGUCCAAAAGAGGUCUAAUAGAUGUCUAAAUUUUACCUUGACGACUGGUCUAAAAUCAGGCUACCACAGGUCUAAAAAUAAAAGUUUUUUUAAGACGUCUAAAUUUAGACCAACUUUAGACAAAGUCUAAAUCUGGGCUAUAUCUAUACUACACUGUAUAUUGCUCAAAGGCUAUCAUAAUUAUUUUGGUUAAGUACCUGGAGAUCAGUUAUGCAACUCACAGUUGCUUUUUGAAAUAAAUAGUUAUGAAAUAAUGGGUCAAAGUGAAACAUCUAAAUUCUGUCUAAAAAUAAACAGAAUCUAGACGGUUGAAAUUAGGUCUUAAAGAAAAACUAGAUGUCUAAUAGCCGUCUAUUUCUCAUUGGAAAAUAUUGUAACUCUUGUCACUGAUGGUGUUGUUUGCAUUUAGGUAUCUUGAAAAGGCAUCAGUAUGAGUUUCAGUCUAUUACAUACACAUGAAAAAACUCCUUAUAGGAGCUUUAAGUUGCAAACGCUGACAAAGAGACAUUGGUGCUUAUAAAUAUUGUUAAAGGUCAUAUCAGUUAUAUCGAUUUUUUUAGGAGUGGAUUGUAUUGAGAGGACAUUUGAAGACAGACAGAAAGUGCAGGUAGCAGGGGAAGACAUACAGCGGGGAGUCGAACCAGAAACUUCUGUGACGGAGACUUAUAGCCGCACACUCAAACCUGUGGUCCAAACCAUGGGGUUUACGAUGGUGUAUAAUGCCGCUGCCUUCCCUUUGUUGGAUACUUUUCAAGAAGCAGAAUAAAACUUCUGUAAUCUUUAAAAGACUGUAAAACUUUCACACAGGAAAACUGUUUCUUUUUCUAAAAGUUACUUUGGAUUGCUUUAAUGUUUUGGAUACAUCACACCUGCGCUGUCUCAUUUUGGGGAAGGAGCCCCUCUGAUGUUGUGAUGUUCUGCAUUUGGAUGAGAUGUAGAUGUAGGCACACACCCAGGUACCACCUGCCUCCCCACUGCUCCCCUAAAAUCUAACACAGGCGCCACAUCACACACUUUCUUAUACAUCUGUGAAUGUUUGUGUUGACUUCUUUAUCUUUUUGUCUCUGUUUCACUCGUGCUCAUUUGCUCUCACACACACACGAACACACACAGAGGGUGCUUAAAGCCUUUAAGCCUACCCCUCGCUCUUCUCCCUGCUGCAACUUCUAAUGUGCUCACCCCCUCCCACUACCACCACUACCCCCCUAAAAAAAAUCAUUCAUUAUUUCUUUUAUAUCUCCUUCUCCCUUCCAAAGCCCAUUUUUCUCAGCGGCUGCCUAGCGUGCGGUAUUAGGCUAUGUGUAAAAUAAAUGAUGUCUGUAGCCGUAGGGGUAUGGCUCUGCCUCCCCCAGAAAACUACCUAACGUCCAAGGAACAUUAAACACCCAGAUCCUCGUUUAGCGAAUAAAUAACCAUUCAUUUGAAUGGCUUUGUCUGCGUGUGCGCACCGGACUUUCUGUGCAUAUUUUACCAGCACUGUGCCUACAUGCUGUGUGUCAGGAGCAAGAGAGAGAGAGGGAGAGAGCAAGAGAAAGAGAGAGAGGGCCCAUUAGAGACUUAAUAUAGAAUAAAUGGCCAGGGGCCUCUGUGUCGCCAGCGGACCCUCCAACUCCGCAGCGUCAUGGUGGGUUACUAAUGACCUGAGAUCGGGCUCCAAAAUGAACUCCUUAUAUUCAUGUCAUUUGCAGUGUGUAUAUAUUUAUAUAUUAUUUUUUAAUUGUGUUUGAAAAGAGAGUAAAACGGUAUGAGUGUCAUUUAUUGAGGGGGCUUAGGGAAGUUCUGCCUUAAAUGAUUCUUUCCAGAAAACUAAAUAAAUUAGAUUCAAUUAGUAUUUAAUGGUUUAUGUGUUAUGUGUUUGUCAAAGUGUGUUUUUGUGAGUGUGUGUGAGUGUGUGUGUUUGAUGGCAGUUAAAGAAGAAAGAGUCAGAUUUUGGCUGUGAUUGCCUACUUAGCAGACGGAAAAAGCGUUUGUGUGCUUGGUGUAACGAUAUGGACACAUCGUAUAGACUGACUAAUGUACUUCUUUAUCCCGUACGAUCAUACAUUAGACAGUGUGUGUGUCUACAGCGUCUCUAUAAAUCACAGCGUUCGUCAGGAUGUUCCUCUGUGACAUUUUUAUCUGCUUAUCAAUGUGAAGCGAACGAUGAUUUGACACUGUCGGGUCAAUUAUUGACAUCAUUCACCAAAUAUUUUCUUUUAAAGCUGAAAUAAAAAGUAUUUACAGCUCAAGAACUGAAACGAAGAAGUGUCAUACGAUCUACUCUUGAGCAACAAUUGUAUGAACGGUCUCCUCAGCUUUGGGAUGAGUUGUUUUGUACAGCUGAAUUCAGUAAGUUACAUUGCAUACAGGAGAGAGAAAGCAAUGAUUUGUGCAGUCAAAACAUGUGGCUCUAGGUUAAAGCUGUCACAUACUUCACAUACUUUCUCCACCUUAUCUAUUUCCUUAAGGUUUUAUAUGUUGUAGUUAUCAAAGAAAAUAAGAUAAAGCAAAAAAUUCACAGAGCAAUAACUCAAAAUGUCAUACAUUUAACUCUCAGGCUGACUCCUGCUUGAGUCUUUAAAGCCCAGGCUGUUAUUUAUUGUCAAAAACAGUGGACUUGAGCUGCCUUUGGUGACUAUAAAAACAAGCAGCACUUGAUAACUCAUCCUAACGUAAGUCUCAAUAAACUCUAGUGGUCAUAUAUCACAUGAAGCUUUGCAUGAACAGUGACUUAAGGGAGAGUGAUAGUAAAUUAAAUCUACUUUAUCAUUUCCCAAUUUUUAAUUUUUGGAUAUUUUCCUGAGAUUUGAAAACAGAUUAAACUCUAAACUUACUGUUUUGUAUAUGUAAGAAUACAUAGUAGGAAAUAUAUUUAUUUGGCCCCCGUGUGCAGAGCUCGCUUGUAGAGCACACGGUCUAAUAAACUGAGAACAGAACUGUGUCAGUUUAGAGACACUGCAGGAGCCAAUCAGGUCAAGUGCUUUGCUUAAGGGCACAAAGCCAUUACACCGCAUCACCUGUAGAUGUAAAGCUAAGACACACAUCUACACAACAGUAACAGUGAAAAAGAAAACUUCUCAUGUCUGUUAAAGGUUUAGUGUAUCACUCACAUAAAACCCAAAAUAAAACACAGUAAAAACACAUUAUUCACACGUUCAUUCCUGUGUGUGUGUGUGUGUGUGUGUGUGUGUGUGUGUGUGUGUGUGUGUGUGUGUGUGUGUGUGUGUGUGUGUGUGUGUGUGUCAGGUUUUCAUGGCUCAGUAAUUAGCGCUGGCAGAUGAAACAUUGGUCGGAUAAAGAGUUGUCAUGCUGUGGAGUUGAUGAACUGUAGGAAGGACAGGAGCCCACAGCUACACACACAGACACACACACACAUGAAUUAUGUGUUUUGCAUGUAUUAAUACACAAAAACAUGAAAGUGUCUCGAUAGUUUUAAAACUUCUUGAGUUUAUCUGUAUUUUGCGAAAGAGGAGAGAGAGGGAAAGUGAUGAAAGUUGGCAUUUUGGCAAAAUAUGUUUUUGGGAUGUUGUUUGUUUUAUAUUUGUUUUAAGCAAAUUUUAUUAUUUUUCGUAAUUUGUAUGUGUAAAUGUUGUAAAUCCAGUGCGUAUGUGUGUUUGUAGCACAUCGAGGACUGACAUUUUUUGGAUUUUCUUAACUUUCCUUUUCCAUUUUCGUCCCUAAUGAUCUAUGUUGUUGAUUUGUCGGUUCUGGCGUUUCUGUUCAUGCUUCUGUGUCCGUCUCUCCAUCUGAGGUACGCUUUAGGUUCCAUUUUGGCGACGUUGAUUGUCUCUAAUGUGUUGUUUGUUCAAACUCCUCCGGCCCUUCUGUUUGUUUAUGCAGGGCCAGUUUUGCCCUAUGCCGCUUGCACAAAUAAUUAUGCUGGCUAAUGAAGGGGCCCGCAGCCACGGCUCUCAGUAAAUGCCUUUCUGAUGAGAGGCAGUAGGAGACAGCAGGUGCAGGGUGGGCCUCCCAGGGACUAAGAUUGAAGACCAGGAAGUCAGGGUGCCACGCGCCUCCAUCCUCUUAGCUUAUUAUUCCUCUUGAACUUCCUGUUUUUUUGCUCUUUGUGUUAAUCUUGUUAAGGAUAAGUAGACACAUUUCCUAAUUCUGUUUAGUGUUAUUUUUCUCAUAACUCUUGGUGCUAAUUCAGAGAAUCACUCGAAGAUUCAUCAGUUUUAUCCGCAUCAGUUUAACACGAUAAAAUGAACUUUUUCCCAAACAAAUUUAUGAUGUUUAUUUACAGACUUUGGGAAGAAGUCGCUGCACAAGAAAGCCAUCAAAGUGUUUCUUAAGUAACUUGUACUGAUGUUGUUUUCUCAUCAUCUUCUCCUCUGAAACGCUCGCUCUUUCUCUUCCCCCAUUUCCAUUCUCCCCCUGUGGCUUCCUUGGGCUUUGAGGGCAAACAAAUAAACAAAACAAAACAUUUAUAGACUCAGCGCUUGUAUAUUGGCCCCUAAAUCCCUGUACUCAGAGCUGAGCGAAUGAAGCAUGCGGAGAGGGCCCAUAUGAAAAAGACAGACAGAAAGACAUUUGGGCUUCCUACUUUACAAACUUUUACCCCCUCCCUUUUUCCCUCUGUCUCUCCAAAAACUUCAUAAGCACUAAUACUCUUGUGUACGCGUGUGUGCGCAUGAGUGCGAAGGACUGCCAUGACUCUUGGUUUGUGUGUUCGAUUGUGUCUGGGUGCACGUGCGUGCGUGCGGUAUAUGUGGCACAUGUGUGUGCGUGCAUUUGCAUGCGUGUGUUUGAGCAGGGUGGUGUCAGCUCGCUCCUUGCCACCCCAUUUGCUGUAGCUGUACCGCUGUGAUCACAGACAGAUGUAUAAAUCAAACCUCGCUUGAUGGAUUCAUCAGGGUGGCGAAACGAUCGCCUGAGAAGAACUCACAACUCUCUUAGCGUUCUGUGUUCUGACGGAAAGGGUAUGCAAAGAGCCUAAAUGGAUGAACGCUUGAUUAAUUCUUUGCCGGAGAUGUUGGCGACAGCAGGAAAUGUGUUUUUGCUUUGACUGUGUUUGCACGGGAAUUUACGCGCGCGGGGCGUGAGUUAUGAGGCCUGAGUUUUGUACCUAAGGCUAUUGUGCAUAAUGAUGGCAGGUUGGGAGAACUGCAAGCAGCCGCUAAAGACUUGCUACCUGUGGAGCAAAGACAACUAAAGAGGGAGGGAGGGCUUGUGAGUGUAUGCUUGUGUUCGUGCAUGUGCGUGUGUAUGUGUUUGUGUGCGUGGAUCGUGGCCCAAAAUGGGUGAAAGAUGAAGCCGUAGAGUGUUAGAGGAGGUGAGGAAGAGGCAAAGUGUUAUGGGGACACACAGGUGAUGAAGAAACUGCGGGCAGUGAAAGUGUCUUAGAGGGAAUUAUGCCAAACAACAGAUUUAAAAUACAAACUUAGUUUACAGAGAAAAACACAAAUGUUUGAUUGAAAUUUCACAAGACAUGGCGGUUAACGUAAAGUUAUUACUCUGAAUGCUUCCUCAUUCAACAACUUUAUUAUGGCUUUAAAAACUAAAAAUUUAAAGGUCCUGUGAGGAUUUUUUUAAAGAUUUAUAAAACAGACCAAAAUUCACAUUUAUGCCUUUUUAAAGUGCACAAAAGCAAACAAGACCACUAGCAACAAGAUUUACUAACUUUAUAUAGUUAUUUUUAUCACAUGAAACCUGUAUGGGAGGGUCCGUGCAAGCCAAGCAGAUGAAGAAAGCAUCUUUUUAAACAUUUUCAGUAUUAAAUAUUCACAAUACUUCAACAUUUUGAAUGACGAGAGUCAGCAUGAUGUAAUAUUUUUGAUAAGCAAAGACCCUCUGUUGAGGCGGCGCCAAAACUGACACAUGCCUAAAGUUUCUCACUGAAGCUUUAAAUGUGACUUUUAACACCACCUAACACUCUCCAUAUUUGUUCUGCUGUCACAAUCAUCACUUUACAAAUACUCUGAACUUGCUAUCACAAGUUCAAAUGAAGUGAUUUUUGAGUCAUUUGUGAGUUAAUCAGAUCCAUUCAAAAGUUAUUAGUAAUUAAAUCAUCACUCCUGUCCACACAUGUUCCAUAUAUUUGCCUAUGGCUCCAUAUUGUCUUUCUAGCAUUUUAUUUAGGAAUCAUUCUGGACAUUAUCUUUAAAACUAUUGUUUCAAACUUUUUCUUCUCAUAUUCUCAGAGUAGAACUCAGUGGUGAAAAACUUGCUCUUACAUUGCUAAAACACAACUAUCUAAAGUCGACCACCUGCUCUCAAAGACUUACUUUUUCAGUCGCUAUAUAUUUAAAACGAUUCCCAAAUUACAAAUAAAACCAAGUUGUUAUAGUCCCUCCUUUAAGUGUAAUGUUUUUGACUACUUACUCUUUAAAACUUAAUCAAAACAUCAACCUUCAUGGUAUUAAAAAUCAAGCUGGAGUAAAAAAUAAAGCUUUGAGCUCAGAGGUCAAAUCUAUGUUGGAAAAUUCUUAGUUUACCAAGAGUUCAACAAAUGGGAAACAGGUUUCUGUGUCCUGAGCUCCUUGGAGACAGUUAGCAAGUGGAUUUUAUGGCUAAUAUGUUGGUAAUUUAUAAGAAAAGGCAAUCUGUGUAUCUGGGGGUGGCAGAAAAAAGGAGGAUGAGGAGGGGGAGGCAAUAUGAGUAGUAAUUUACUCAGUUAAGAGCCAAAUGGCAGACAGACUGUCGCCCUGCGUGUUAUCUCGCAGAUUUGCACUCUGCUCGUUUUCUGACUACAUUUCCCUGCCUGUGUGUGUGUAUGUGUGUGACAAUGUGUGUGUGUGUGCAGUUUGUGUGCACAUGCACACAGUUGGGGAGUAGCUUGAGAGCAUUAGCAUCAUUUGUGAAUUUCUUUGUACAGUGUACUGUAAAUCAUGAAGACUUUAUUGCUUUGCCAGAGCUCAUAUGUGUACAUACUGGUACAUGUUUGAUCACUGGGAUUACAGUAGAUGACUACAGGCGGAUUUAUGUGUGUAUCUGCAUGUGUUAGAGUUUUAUGUGCCUUUACUUGUGUUUGUACUUCUGUGAGUGAAUAUGUGUGUUUUAACGAAUCUGAGGAGGCUUCAUUGCACUCAUCAGGAUAUCAGAGUUGAGAAAUGGCAGUGUCAGUGAAAUGACAGUUGUGCGUGCGUGUGUGUUUGAGGAUUGAUGGGCCCGAGUUUGACAGCAGCCAUAUUGCAGAGAAAGAGAAGGAUGGGAUGAAGGGAGGAUCUGGGGGAAGUACUGUAGCCCCCACGUCCUCACAGGUUAAUAUUGACACAGCCUGGGCAGAAACAAAGCCUACAGCGCUCAUCAAUCACUCUCACUGGACCCAUGCAAAUGCACUCACACACGCUCAGACUCAAGCAGAGAGGGACCGCACACACAAGGAAAAAACACAAAAGCACGACUAUUUGGAUUGAUAUCGUAAAAAAACAUAAAUGUGUUUUCAAGAAAUCUCUGAAUGUCAAAGCUCAGUCUGCCUCUCCCUUUCUUCUUUUGUCUGAAAGUUCUACUUAAAUAAGCACAACAACAAUUUUACGAACUUUAUAAAACAAACAGUUGCACAACAAAUCUAUAUUAAUCAAGCAAAUAUGUUUUCAAAAGUAUCACUUUGCACAUUUUAUGUGUAACCCUGCGUUGCAAAUUAUGGUUGCAAUAACAUUGUUGUUAAUCAUUUCAGAAAGAUAGAAAAAGCAAGUUCCCUUGACAAACAAAACAAUUAAUUAAUGCAACUUUCUGUCCAUCAAUCAUUGUGCGUGUCACUGAAUUACCAUAAUCUGUGCAUGGUGGCUGUUUUAAGAGCAAACAGAUAAUUUCCAAACUAUAAAUCACAAAGUGUCUCUCUACCCCUCUGUGAGCUUUGACAGCUUCGUCUCUCAUCGCUACAGAUGAAGGCUUGCUUGAAACCACUCCACUUUUGGAGAAACUAAAUCAUAUGGGCAAUAAAAGGCAGGGGUCUAACAAAGUUUCUUCUACAGCUGUAACCAAAAUGCUCGGAAAUGUUUAUUAAUCAUUUAGAAACUGUUAAAAUCGUUUUAAGAUUGCGUUGUCAGCAUGAGUUCUUCAGUAUAGUAUCUACUUUACCACUAUGACUUCAAAUCCAGUUAUCUUAUGCAUUUCCAUCUUUUUUAUGCAUUCUCGACAGGACUGGCGUGUUUAUGAGGAUGUUUUAAAAUCAUUCAGUCACCGUCAUGGCUAUGAUGGUCUGGUGGUUCUCCUGUCAAUCGAUGAUACACUACAUCCUCCUCGCCAACAGAUGGCUGUCUACUCAAGCAACUCGGAUAUUCUUAACCAGGUGAGUGAGACGUAAAAGUUUGUGUUAGUUUCUGUCACAGGAACUGAUUGACUUCAAGACUUACCCAUCAAUAAAUGAAAUGAAAUGGAAAAUGCACUCAUCUGCUGACUGGUGUAUUAAGGUUAGAAGAUAGAUUUGUCUUUUGUAAGUGCUGAAUACACUGCUGAAGCUUCUGUAGCCCAGGAGAUCUUUUUAUUGUUGAUCAGAAAGAGACAAUGGACUAUACUAUUUUUUUUCCAUUUUAUAAAAUUAGAAAUUAAAGAUGAAUUGUGUUAAUUAUUGAGUUUAAAAUGGAUUAAGAGGCAGGUUUCAUUACUUUUAAGAGUUGUUUCUACUAACCAGCAAACUACUUUUUACCAUGGCCUCCCACACUGAACUGACGUCAGAGGUGUAUUUAAUGCAAAACAACCAAUGAAUGGGUCCCCAGUCUUGCUCAGUUGGUAUCACAGGAGCUUUAUUUUUAGAGGCUGCAGUCUUACCGGUCUUGGAUCUAGUGCACUCGCUCUACAACAUGUCCUGUUUGCUCCUCUAAAGCUGCCCUAUCAAACAAAAGUGAAAAAUAAUUAUACUAUUAGUGUAUUUCCAGAAUUGACAAAAUUUUGUAUUAAUGUCAAAAUUCGUCAACCCAGUGUCUUUCAUUUCAGAUCUGCUGUGAGUUGGAAGAGUGCUCCAGCUGGUCUCUUUCAGGCGAACUGGAAGCCAAGGAGAGUCUCCAGUUGUAUCACAUUCCUAUAAACACCACUGAGUCUUCUGGUACUCCUCUGCUGCUGGUGGAAGAAAUACGGGGCCUCCUCAAAGACUUUGUGGACAGGCGAAGCUCCGUCUUGGCCUGCCAUCCCAGCAGCAGGACCUCUUCCACGGAGGGAGUGGCGGGCAGUGUGGAGUUCUCCCAGGGAUCGUCAGGGAUUAAUGACAUGGAUGGUUCAGACAUUGAGAGAGUUGAGGAAGGCAGUGGAGAUAUGGUAGCAAUCCCAAGGUAUUUAUAUUAAUCCAUUCCAUACUACACCUAGUUUCAGUGGUACUUUCCAAAACUGGACACAAUUCAAUGACCAUAUGGUUUUAUCUCUGUUUAUAGGGUGAUGCCAGAGGGUGAAGAGGACACAGGAAGUGUGGGAGUUGGUGCUGUGGGGGAGCUUGUGAGCCCUGACAGUGGUAUGACCACCAUCCGCAGCAGCCGCUCCUCCAAAGAGAGUUCAGUUUUCCUCAGUGAUGACAGUCCAGUUGGGGAGAUCACAGGUGCAGGGUUAGCAGCAGGACCAGGAGGACUCUUCCUAAGAAACCCCUCACCCCUGGGUUUAUUAUCGCUCUCCCCUCCUGUCCCACCUGAGAGGAGGAAGCACCAUUCAAGCAGAAAUAAGAGUGACAACUUUGACCUGUUUAAUUUUGACCCACUGAAUAACAGCAACCUCUCGAUGCCAACAGGAGGUGAUCUGCCAGGUUCUGGACCUAAAGGAGAUGAAAUAGAAAGAAGAACAGGGAGUGACAGCAUGUCAGAACUGGAGGAGCUGAGCUUGCUGGAUUUUUCUGCUCCCAAUUCAUUUGGCCGUCUUGAAAGUAGGAAUUCUUCAAUUGACCACCAUGGUAACAUGAUUGACACCGUGGUUCCUCCAACCCCCGUCAACAGUGUUGUAGGUAGCCGCCCACCCAGCAGCUGCGGGGUCAGGUUUUUCCCUGAAGAUGUGGUUGAAAGGAUCAAUGGCCUGCAGCAAAAGGACAGUGUGUCAUCGUCACUGUCAGAGACCUGGGACGAACUUGGCUUUGACACACAUGGAGCAUUGUCAUCAAGUGAUAGUAACGUCUGGAAUAGGACCAGGGAACGUGAGAGCCCGGAGAAUAUCUUGGAGGAUGAUGGAGGGAAAGAGUCGGCUGAGAGUAGGACUGAAGAGGAAAACAGAGAGGAGAUCCUACAGCGCGAGAGCACCAACCAGAGAGGACGGAGUCUUGAACCCCAACUUAGUCUGAUCACCGAGCAGACUGAAUCCUACGAGAGCUGGAACACAGAGUCUGUCCUCAAAGAUCAGUGGAAUCCGGUGACUAUGGCUUAUCUGCAGUUGACUCCACCAGAGGAGGAAGUAACCGGACAGUGCAGGACUGGUAGUAUUAGAGUGAAAGAGCAACCAUCCUCAAUGACAAGAAAAAAAGCUGUUUUAAACACCCUAACACCAGACACAUCUAAAGAAGAGGAUGAGGGGGCGCAAGGGAAAAAAGGAGACAGGCAGAUGGAACUUCUGGACUUCUGGACUUACUCAGCUCAGAAGGGAUUUCUCAAAUCAGACAGUGGGACCACUACAUCAUACCCUGAAUCAUUAGAUAUGUGGAAUAUGACAAUACGGGAUGACAGUCUAUCUCCUCUAACCACCCCGGAUAACUUGUCUGAACACUCAGGUUCUUUCUGUGGAGUGAACCCCAAUCACGGAGCUGGCGCGUCUGUGGAGAGUCCACUUGGGUUCUCUGAUGGUGGCAUGGCAAUGUGGAACACCACCAUACAGGAGGACAGCUCCUCCACUAUAACAAGCCCUGAAGGACCUGAUAAUGAAAAGGACAGCAGCCACAUGGGAUCAAUGGAUGCUAGUGAUUCUCCUGAGACGCACUCUUGCAAACAGUUGGAGGAAGACAAAGAGGUGAAGAAGGAGAGCGGUACAAAUGAAGGGUGGAAGACUUCUGAAGAAGCAUGUUGGAGAGCUAACGAGCACAAUGUGAAAAUUGUCAUAGACGUGGCUGAAGAUGCAAUACAGGAGGAAGACGUAGACGAUGAUCACAUCAAAAACCAAGAGUAUUGGCCUUCAAAGCACUCAGAAGAGGGCGCUUCCUCAAGCCACGGUACUGACAUGUGGGACUUGCCUGUUCCCAGCAUGACCACCUCCACUUCAGAGUAUGACAAUGUGGGAGCUGGUACUUGGAGCCUUUCAUCCUCCCCUGAGACCUGUGCCAGCCCCGAAGUAGACAUGAUACAGCUAGAAGGGCAGUCCAGCCCUUUUAUAGCUGUGCCACAAUUUGUAUAUGAGAGGCAAAACCAAAGGGCUGACCCUCUGGGAAAGACUGAAGACCGAGCAGUAAGUUCAGACAAUGAGAUGACCAGCCAGGCCAACCAGGUCUUCCUCUUUGAGGGAACUAGUGAGUUGGAUCACAUGGUAAAAGACGGGGUGACUGGGUACAACAGCAGAAGUAGAGAGGGUUCAGAGACAGCUGAUUGGAUUGAGCAACAUAGUGAUCAUUCCCCAUUCCUCCUGGUGAGCCAUUCACCCGUAACCCAGACCACUUCAGCCAGUCCUCUUUCAAGUCGAGGAGAAGCUGAUGGUGCUCAAGCCCAGACUGACCAGUCCUUUUCCUCAAGCCCUGUUCAUGACUCAGAGUCAGCUGAUCUGCUGAUCAGACCUUCCUCUGAGAGCCAAGUUAUCCCCAGCAGUGAUCUCACUGGUAUUGGGGAGGUUAAAACAGCAGGAACCAUGUCUCUGAGCUCCAGCUCUGGAGGGGAGAAAGACACACUGAAAUGUAGCCCCGACAGCCUUCACCCUGGUAGUUGUGAUGAACUCAGGUCCAACUCUGAUGGAGACUCAUCAUCAUGCCUGGAAAUGGAUUAUAUUAUUGUAUCUGGCACUGUUAAGGAAGCUGAGAGAGAGUGGGAUGAUCGACCUAAGCGUACUGAGAGGCCUUCCAAAGGACCAAGACACACCAUGGAGACAUUUAGCAUGCUUUCCUAUGCUGCUACAGUACUGAAAGCCCAGGCCCAAGCUGCACAUACAGGGCAUGGAGGCGACACAGAACAUCAUAGCCAAAAACAAAGUGAGCUCAGUGCAGAUGAAGCCGAAAAUCAACCUGUCUUAUCCACUUAUUACCAAAAAAGUCACCACCAUGACGCAGAGCAGCACAUGGAGCCAGAACUGACCAGUCUAAGCCAAUCAAAAAGUCCCUCUGAAACCUUUUGCCAGUCAGAUUCAAGACCGACAGGUUACAGCCCAACACAAGUAGAGGGAAACUACGAUGAUAAGUCAAACGUUGUGGUCAGGAGUGUUUCCCCGUCAUUAAGGUAUCCAUCAGACCACUUCCUGAAAACCAGGGAGGAGGUUUAUGUCCAUUCACAGAUCUCAAUGGAAGACUCAGAUGAGGGUGGGCAGUCACCCUCUGCACCUCCACCAUGCCCCGGUUCUUUGGGUGACUUUCAAACCUGGAGGGAUCAAACAGAAAGACAGGGCACACCUCAAACCACAUCUGAACCACAAUCCCCUGCAUUCAGCAACAGCUCAAUCUCCCACACCAGCUCCUCUGUUGGUACCCCGUUAAGUGAAUCAGGUAUGUCAGCUGACAAAGGACUGGGUUUACCAUUUUCUGGAGAUUUAAUGGAAGAGGAGAACGAGGAGGAAGAGCAGGAAGAAGAAACUCAUGGAGAUCAGAUUUCUCGACCACCGUGGAACUCAGAAAUAGAGCGUUCGCGAGAAGAAAGAUCGUCUGAUCUGCUGAGUUUCACUGAGGAGCUGAUCGGAGGGUCUUCGUUUCAACAUACAGAUUUACAAACACAAGAACCAAAGAGGAGGAUGAUCCAGAACAAGAUGGAUUAUCAUGGGGAGCAGCCAAUCAGAACUGUUAGUGACCAACAGACUAGAGACCUUGACGCUUUGCAGGAUAGCUAUUCGUCUCUUUCAAGGUAAGCAUGAGUUACAAUUCCCACUUCCCAACAUUAACCCUGAAUCACUCCAUGAAUCCCACAAAUCAGGCCUGUGGGAUGUGAAACAAAUUCAUGUAAAGUUUUCUUUCAUUUUAAUCAUUUUUAUUCGACCUUUAUGUAGCCAGGUCUGUCGAUCAGAGAGCUCCUUUCCAAGAGUGAGAGAGGGAAAUUAAUUUUUGCUAUUUAUUAUUUAUUUAAUGCAUCAAAAAUAAUUCAGAACACUGAACAAAAUGUGAGUAUUUAUAAUGAGACAAAUACAAAAAGACAAAAACAUUCAAAUUACUCUGCUUCUCUUUCCAUGAAAAGACAAUUAAAUACCUGUUGUGACCCCAGUUCACAAACAUAUUUAUUAAUGUGUAUCUAACUAUGCAGAUAGACUUGGUUUGUUUGGAUUAUAUGUCUUAAAGAAAUUUCCCCCCAUCCUCAAACUGUAAGAGUAAAUUUAAUUUUAUUUGUGUUAAUUUUGUCUCAUAAAGGAGGCUCUGAAGUGUUUUUGCUUUUGUUCACAACGGACCUCGAACUGUUUUCAGGCUGCCAAAAGCCAAUAAAAUCAGUGUACGAACACACAUGUGCGUACAAAUCCCCUUCUGGGACCCUCACACACCGACCUACACACAAUAACCACACCUUCCUUCAACCCUCAGCUCCCUGCUGGUUUUGAGUCUCUGGUUUCUCAGAGGAACAGGUACAUCAGAGGAUUAUUAGCAUCUUCGAACAGACUGUCAAAGUCGAAAAUCCUCCUGUGGAAUCUAGCUUGAUGAUCUGUGUGAGUGUGUGUGAGUGUAUCCAUGUGGAUGUUGUAGUGAUUGACGAACUGGGCCUGACAGAGAGGAUAUGUGAAUGAAUAUUAGCGGUGUGACAGAACCAGAUUGUGUGUGUCCAUAUUUAUUGGUGUGUGUGUGUGUGUUCGUGUGUGAGUGCAUGUAUUUCAUGUGUUUGGCAGCUAGCUUUCAUCUUCAGCUCAGUGUGUGUGUGUGUGUGUGUGUGUGAGUGUGUGUGUGUGUGUGUGUGUGUGUUUAUAAAUCUGUUUACGCCUCAUUAAAUAUGCAUUACCUGCCUCAUUACAGCUGGAGCCCCUCCACAGUUAAUGGAAACAGCUCCCCUAGCGCUCUUACAAGGUGUGGGUGUGAGUGUAUUUGCAACUCUGUGUGUGUGUGUGUGUGUGUGUGCGUGUGUGUGUUCACUCUUUAUUGUUACAGACUAGUAUUAUAAGGUAGGUUUUUAUAUGACUGAAUGGAUGUUGUCUUGUAAAGCAGAAUCUCUUCUUAUGGAGUGACAGAAUCAUUCAUAAAAUCAUAUUUACAGCUUUUAGCCUUUUUUCAGAAAUAUGUGUCAUAAUUUCCUCCUUAAGAAAACAUUUUUAAAAUUUGCAGACUCGUGAACCAUAAAUAAAUAUUCAUAAGAGCAAAUAAAAUUUGGAUCAAUGAAACAUAAAACACUCAACCUUAUUCACUUGCUGUAAUUAGACGUUUCUAGAAAAAACAAGCAGUUUAUGCAGCUUUUAUUUUUUUAAAUUUAUUCUUACUGCAGAACAAAAUCUAAGGAUACUGAAAAAUGCUUUUAAAUUCAAGCUGUCAUCUGCAGGCUAACCUCUCAGGUGCAGCUAACCAGACUGAAGUCAGCAGGUAACAACUUCACAAAAGCUAAAGGAGUGCUGUUCAGAGUGUGUGAACUGGCACAGACCUGUGGUUGAAACUAAAUCAUUGUGCAGGCGCUCUUAAUGUCUUAUGGCACUGGUUUCCAAGUGGAAGUUAGGAGACCCCUGGGGGGUUGUGAAAUACUGGUGCAAGAUGUCUUCCAAAAGUUGUGAAAGGUUCUUAUUAAUAUUAAAUUAAUCAAAUUAUUGUUAAAUGCAAUUUAAAACUAUAAACAAAUAAAGAACUCAAAAUUUACAUAAACGCUUGGCUUUAAACUAAUGUGAAACUGACAGACACGCCCAGAAUUACUGUGCGUCUACUUAAUAAAUACUGUAUGUCUCUUUUUAAACCCCUUUAAAUUGGUCUGUUAGUCAUUAUCAGUGUUUGUGAGGGCAAGAACUACCUCAACUAACCGACUCAAGUGUCAGUGGGAGUCAUGGGUCUCCUGCACUUUUAUUUUGAGGGUUAAAUUUGGGAACCCUUGUCUUCCUGUACUUGCCAGUUUAAAAAAGAAUAUAAAAUUUCAUACUACUUUUCAAAGAAUAAGCACUCUGAUGCUGUCUUCAAUAACUACACUUGUGUCUCAGUGCAGCAGAACAUCAGGACGCCCAAAGAACAUUUAAUCGUAUUCAUUUAAAUACCAAAUCAAGACAACAGUAAUGUUUGCUUUGCAUUGUCAAUGUUGACUUUUUUAAAAUGCAAAAUAUUGACAUUUUAAACAUGUAAUUAAAAGUGUGAUCAGUCGUUUUCAACCACAGAAGUUCAGCCAUUUAUCAUGAUGAAAAAGUGAUGAUUUGGCAGCCUUAAUCAAAAGAUGUAAUAAAUUCAUGAUUCAAAAGUUGCUGACUUUUGUUUCAGUCAUGCUAUGUUUGGUUGAAACUUCAAAAUGUUCACUUAUGAACACAAACUUUGCAGCUCUGUAAGAAUUCUUCAAACAUCAGUCAGAAUCAGAUGUUCCAUAGUUGUUCCAGAAAUAAGAAAAUGAGACACGAUCAGCAUCUCCAGCAGGAGAGACGUGGUAUUCAGUUUAAGAUCACAGGUGCCAACAAUGUUGAAUAUCAAGAUCAUACGGGACUUUUCAUAAGAACAAAUUCAAGAUCUGUGAUUAGUUUUGAGCUCUUCUGUUAAUUAAUUUGUUUUUUAAUUCUCUCUAAAUUUCUCCUUCUCUCUCUCUACUGACCCCCGUCCUAAAUUCUCCUAAAAGAAGACACCAAGAUAUGACAUUGCAACUUUCCUCAGAGCCAACCAAUGAGAAUGCUGCAUACCAGUGGACGGGAGGUCAGAGUGUAACUCAGGGUCAAACCCAACAUGGCUACAACUACCACCACAUCGACCAAAGAACUGAAAACCAGAGUGCCCACUCUGCCUGUGUAGGCGCAAAGCCCAGCAGCCAGCAACACGCCACGGAUGUCUACGCUGAGUUUACCACUGACGCAACAGCCCAGCACUUCCAAUCAGAGCAGGCCGAGGGUUACUAUGAACCUGGAGUCAGCGCUGAUGAUCCAAGAAACCAGUUUGAAUACACGUCUGAGAGCCAGCAUCCAGACUGCUCCAGCUCCAUGCCCACCUCUGACCCCCGGGGUUCACAGUACCAAGCUGAUGACACGGACCACGCUCAUUACCAACUUGAUGGACAGCCUCUGGACCAAUCAGAUACCCAGCCAAAGAGGGAGGAUCAUGCUCGCUAUGUGCCAGAGGGAUACGUUCACUUCCUCCUCUCAAGGUGAGCUUUUUUUGCCCUUACUUCCUCAUUGUUGCUCCUCCAGGUUCAGCACUUUGUUAGACCUUUAUUCUGAGUGCACCCCAGAUGAUAAUAAAUUCUGCUCCUGGAAUUGGCCUUCCCUUGCCAGCCUUCCACUUUCCAAGGCAAGUCCAAGAAGGGUAAUGUUAUUUCAGGGGGUGAUUUACAUCCUCUCGACUUUCUGAUACGCUUAUAUAUUAUUAUAGGGGCUUUUACAUCAGUGUGAGGUAUGAGAGACAACCUGUAUUUCUGGUUUUUCACCAGAGAGGGGCAGCACUGAGCUGUGACACUCUGACACUUCCUUUAAAUAGCUUAUAAAAGACUCUUUUGCCUGGGUAAGUCAGUAUCAAAUACCUGUAUGUAUCACUGCACCCUGUAGGAAUUAAAAAGGAUUUAAUAUGUGAUAAAGUUCUCUCCUGUAGACCAUUUUAAGAUACCUCCACAGGUCUUCAAUCAAUACUUACAUGCAUAGCUUGGCACAUACAGCAGUUUUCUCGUUGCAGUCAUUCUUUAUGUCUCUUCAAGUCACGUAAUGACUGCUCCCUACUAUAAAGACCAGAUUAAAACCAUAUUUCUCUUUCAUUUCAGUCUGAAGGAGUAGAGUAGAAAAAGAAAAACACAGGGUCUGUCAGUGAGGGCCUAACAAAAGAUGUGAUGUGGUGGGUUUGUGGAAAUAACAACAGAGAUCAAGCAAUACGAAGGCUUCUGCGAAUUGUUCCAUUUUCCCAUUAAGUCUGCCUCAUCUCUUUUUGUUCAGAUCAAAGUCCAAACCAUGAACAAUAGUGUAUUGCAUGUGCACGAUCUCAAUAAGGCCGUGCACACAUGCGUGGGUGUCUGUGUACACUGCAGUGUAAUUACUCCAUGGUGCUUGUUUUGCCCCACUUUGUAAUUCUGAUGACCCUCCAGUCGCCCCCUUUUUGGGACACACACGGCCCUCCCCCUUUUGUGUCUAUGUGUGAGAGUUUGCGUACAAUCACGGCGGACCUUUCCACAAUCGAGUGGUCACGUGAUUCGAUUGUGGAAAGAGCGUUUCCGUCAUUCAUGCUGGGAGAGGACAGGAAAAGGUUGGUGUCAUGAUGCAGAAUGUGUUUUUUUGUGUCUUUGUGUCUCUGAUCAUGUGUACUGCUUUCUGUGCACUGCUUCUUUCUAUUGUUAGCUGGCCUUAUGUUAAUCAGAAUCAGUUAGAGGGGCUUUAGUUGGGGGGAGGUAGCAACACUGCUCUGUAUUGUUUCCUCAGCCCACACGUGCGGGCUGGGAAUGAAGCAGUGAGUCUCUUUCUCUCCGUCUAUUUUGUCACUUCUGUGAUCGUCACAUGAACAGAUUUUUAGAGUCAUUCAGUGUCAUGGGAAAAGUUAGCAUCCUUUUCUUUGUAGAUGAUUGUCUUUGCCCUGUUUGGCCCUGUACUGUGUGUGGCUGUGCCUAUGGUGGCAGUGGCGGUAGCAUUGAUAGUUUACGUUGUGGCUCAUUAUUGUGUUUCCGUGCCUCUGAGCAGGCACUCCCAACAGGGAGACGAUGCAGCGGGGAUGAUGAUGAAGACAGCCUCCAGUGAGGAAGCUGCAGAGGAGAUGGAUAACAGAGAAGGUAAAUAAUUCUGCUCGUCGAAUCAAAUCUUUUUUUUCCUUGAGUGCUAAAGAUGUUUUUACAGGUUAAAAGUACGAUUAGAAGAACUUAAGUCAUAAACCAGUUUAAGGUUUGUGUGAUGCUUUAUUUGGAAGUUAUAAAAUUACUACUUGAAGUUAUUGACAAAUUCUUACAAUAUGUAUAAAAGUACUUGUGUCCAAUCUCUCUGCCACUUUGAGUUUUGUUCUUGAAACAUCAUUAUCAGAGGAAAUAUCAGUGAUUCUUAAUUUCCAGAGUGUCCAGAACUCUCUCAGAAACAGAUAAGAAACUCACUUAUCAAAUGAAAUUUUCUCUUCGGUCAGAUCCAUCCUCCUCUGCAGAUCUGUCAGGGAGCUCCAAUCAGAGGAGAAAACUAACAGCACCGCCUAUGGAUGUGUCCCUGGACCGCAGUGAGGGGUCCAUCCUCUCAGAGGAUGCUCUGGACACAGAGGAUGAGGCCUUGGAUACUGGUGACGACCUGGAUGUUAAUGUGGAUGAGCUGGACACCCCUGAUGAGGCUGAAGAGUUCACCCCACAUGGUCAGACACUCAGUAGAGUCCAUACUCCAAAACUAAACAAGACAAAGUAGAGUAAAGCACACUUACAGGGGCAUGCUUUGUUGUCAUAAACAGGAGACUCAGAUGAGCUGAACCAGGCUGCAGGAGCGGCGUCAAGUGAAGCGAUGGCAGCUCGCAGAGCGGCCGAGGAGAACAGAGAGAGCAGGCUGUGGAGGAGCGUGGUGAUUGGAGAGCAGGAGCAUCGCAUUGAUAUGAAGUGCAUUGAACCCUACAAAAGAGUCAUUUCUCAUGGAGGUAUGCAGACACACAUUUCCUGUUUUAUUUAAUCAGAUCUAAAGUAAAUUUGUUUCAGCUGUGAGAAAACCAGUGCAGUGAAAAGGCUCUGCACUCCUCAAUGUGAGUCUUUAUGCGCGGAAUGUGAAGAGAGGAAGGAGCGGAAAUUCCCAUUAAGACACCAAACCAUGACACGUGUAGGCUAGAAACUAUUAAACUAGAAGCUAAGCGAUACACAUUGAAUUAGGAGGUCACAGCUAACUACUGGAUAUGACUCAGCAGAACGAUUUAUACUUUUAAAUGUUUGAUGUUGGAGGAUUCAUGAUGUGCACCAUCUCUUAUUGUCUUUUUCAGGUUAUUACGCCCAGCAGAAUGCCAUCAUUGUGUUUGCGGCGUGCUUCUUACCAGACAGCAACUGUGACAAUUACAAUUAUGUCAUGGAAAAUCUGUUUCUGUAAGUGAAGUUGAUCUUCGUGGCCAAAUAUUUGUGUUUUAAUGAACAAGUCAUGAGAUCGUGUUACUGCUUAGGUUACAGUGCCCAGACAGCACAGGAAAAGUCAUUCCUCAAACUCUUCUUAUGAAGUUGAAAAUCCUGUCUUGUGUGUGAAACAUUCUGAUCUACCAACAUUUUUUUUUUUUACUUAACCUGCCCAUAAAAAAUCACCUACACCAUAAAAAUGUCUUGCUGUUGACAGGCUGUGUGUCAACAUAUCUCUCAAGGAAUCAGUCAAUCUCUAUUCGGCGUUUUUCUAUUAUACCUGUCUGUGUACACAGGUAUGUAAUAAGUACCUUAGAGCUAAUGGUGGCAGAAGAUUACAUGAUUGUUUACCUGAAUGGUGCCACACCUCGGAGGAGGAUGCCUGGAUUUACCUGGAUGAAGAGGUGCUACCAAAUGAUAGACAGGAGGUAAUUUUCACACUUAUGAAUGUUACCCCACCACAAACAUAAACAUAUUACAUCUCUCUAUUCUGUUUUACGAUUCUUUGAAUAGUUUUGGAUGUUUUUUUUUUUACAUUUUGUGGAGCUUUAGUUUGAUUAAAUAUCAAGGUCUUUUUACAGUCCAGUUGGAGCGUGGCAGGGAAUGAAAACAUGGUUAAUGUGUGAAAAAUUAUUACCUUGAAAGGUGACGAGACAGAAAUCUCAGAGAGGUCAAAGGUUAACACAGAGAAAACACAGACAGACAGAACUCAGUCUGUACUUUUGGUGUUUUGCUGAUUCUGGCCUCAGCUCUGGCGCUUGUCACCCACAGAGUUUCACAAGAAGGCCAGUAGAGGGCGUACCUGUCCAAAGCUCUUCUUGAUCACCAGAGCAGGAUAAACAUCAACCUGUUAUUUGACUGUAAAAAUGUCUGAGAUUAAAAGUGUAUCACUUUUCUCACUUUUUCAGUACUUUCCAUAUAAAGCAAACAGCAGUUCUCUUGAUAAGGAGAAUAAAAUACAGAUUUGUGACACUGAGUUAUUAGUGUCUGAAGUCGUCACUUUAUCACUUGGCAAUUUCAUGCAAGAAAAGAUGGAAGAGCACAUACCAUAAAUGUUGCUCAAAAUUCAAAAAGGGACAUUAAGAGUCACUGAAGCUCAGGACAGAGUCAUGCUCUGUUUCUGGUUUUUGAUGUGAUUGUCAGGAUGAGCUCUGUCUUUCUGAUUAGCAAUCUCCAGCAGAUCACGAUUAAACCACAAGCUCUGCCUCUCAGCGUCAUUCUCAGUCUAUUCUGGUAAAGUUCUCUUCAAACCUGCAUGCAGCAGCAGCAGAGGUCAGUAAAUAAAACCCACUCUCUUCAUUUCUCCACAGGCUAAAGAAAAACCUCAAAAUGUUCAUCAUCGUCCAUCCUUCCUGGUUUAUACGGACUUUGCUGGGAAUCACCAGACCCUUCAUAAGGUCUCAGAUUUUUGUACUUAAUAUUUAGAUGACAAACAUCACACAGUCAAGGUCUGAAUAAUAAUCUAAUAAGAGUUUUAUCAGUGAGACAUUAAGAGAGUAUUUCUCACCACAGCUAGAGUUUCCUCAACACUAUAUUUCAUUUUACACAACAGCAGCACAAAUCUAAACACAUCACCCUCCAUUAUCCUGUCGUUGAUACUGGACAUCUAGGAGCAAACUAACUGUAAAAAUCUCAAUAAUCUCACACAAACGGGUCAUUUCUGUUAUGAUUUCAGCUCGAAGUUCAGCAGUAAAAUCAAGUAUGUGAACAGUCUGCAGGAGCUUGGAGAAAUCAUCCCGAUGGAGUAUGUCCACAUUCCUCCCAGCAUCAUCAAGUGAGUCCUCUUGUGUUAUUUUUUUAAUGUAAAUAUGUGCUUUCGAAUACACUUAAUCCAAAAUUACUGUAUAAAGUUUGCAGUAGCAGGUUCACGCAGUCAAUCAGGAAAUCUGCACUUUUUGUCGACUUGCGGUGUGAAAAGAACGACAUAACGUCACAACUGUGUUACGAAAUUGACCAAAAGCGUCUCCUUCCUUGUUGAAAUUCCAAUGAAUUUUUUCCCGAGGCGAUGAAAACCUGUCAGUCAAGUCUUUAAACAAACAGCUUUUUUUUCCCAUCAGCUGUUUGUGGACUUGGAAGAUAUUUUUAUUUAAAUGUACAGAAGUGAUACAUGCUGAGUUCGAACAUCGCACAAACCUUUAAUUGAAAGCCCCUCAUUCAAGCAUGCUCUUACAACUCUCACUCUGCCCCAAGGUAUGACGAGGAGAGGGGUGUACACAAAUAUGCAUGUUUGAGGUAACUCACCUAACCUGCCUGUAAUGACCAGUUGGUUGCAUAGAAGAGUUUCACCCUGAACAAAGCCUUUAACGCUACUCUGAAUUUCCUUACGCUGGGACUAACCUGUGUCUGAUCUUUGGCUGUCUCCCUGUUCAACUGAAAAGAAUUCAAGCAAUGAGUUUCUUCCUUAUCUCGGUCUGUUAUGUGGCUGUCUCUGUUUCAUCUUUCACCUGUCAUUAUUAGAGAAACUCUUGUCAAAUAGAACUAAAUGAAGUAGAGAAGUUUCCACUAACAAUCAGAUGAAAAAGUAGCCUGUAACGCACGAAUGCAAAAGCAGAAAAGCAGAAAGAUUUGGAUGUUAAGUGGGAGUUAACACAUUUCAUCAACUCGGUUUUCCCAUGAUAACAAGUUAUUCCACUUAUUUACUCAAGAUCUCAACUCAUAUGAUCAUAACUCAUGCACAAACACAGAAAUAGACAGCAUGUCAAAGUCUGGCCCAGUACAGUACAGACCAAGACCAGUGAACACUUAAAACCAGGACCAGUGAUGAGUAACUAUGGCUGCUAGUGAUAAUAAAAUCAAAACUUUUCAGUGUCUUUUUGAAGACAUUGAUUAAAUAUUAAAGUUUAGACCACACUUCAUAAAGAGAUCUGCUUCUGUCACAAGACUGAAAGAUACUGCUGGUAGUUUUAUGUCACAUCUUAUAUCCAGUAUUUUGUAGCUUAAGCUCCUGCGAGGAGUUUUCUUCUUUUUCUUUUACAUCUAUAAAAUCCACUAAAAUUCACUCUUAUGACUUUUUAUGAUAUUUCAAAGCACACCUGACCAUCAGUGUCAUGAUUAAUGAUUUUUAUGUGAUAACUCCUAAUGUGUCUUCAGAGAACAGCCCAAUUUUUACAAUGUGUACAUAAAAUAAUCACAUUAAAUGAUAUAAUUGAUCAUCCAAAGUCAGCAGAAUGAGAUUUUUUGUCAUCAGACACUACUAAAACAUGUAAUUUCACUCUGCUUUUGACCUAAUCCUGGUUGGUUCUCAGUGGGCUGUUCUGCUUUCCAGAUGAACAGAAAAUGAUUUGAGUAUCAUAGGAAAACUAGCCUGUCUUACUUCUACAAAAUGAAUGAGAUACACUGAGUUGUUAUGAUAGGAAACCCAGGUUUGUUUUACUGACAUAACAAGAAAAACAAUCUAAGUCUUAAGAAAACAACUGAAGUUUACACAGUAUCACAGAGAAGCCACUGUUGGUACCUUAUGUUGAGAGGAAAGACCAGUGAAGAUCUGGAGCUGGAAAUUACUUGUUAUCACCAGAAAACGGUAAUAAAAUUAUAUGUACACAUGUUGACUUGAGCUUUCAUAGUUUAUUUUUACUUCUUGCAAACCGAACAAAAGCCAUAACUUUAAAAGCUUUAACAAAGUUGCUUUAAGUGUUCGGUUAAUUAUAUCUGUACGGUCAAAUUUAGGAAGAUAACUCGUUUUAUUAAGAUGAACUAAAUCUGCUUUCUCCACGGCUUCAUGCAGCACGUGAAACACUCUGUUAGUUACACAUCAGGGAAAUCUAAAAUUCACAUUAAUUCCCACCUCUGCUGUAUUACUGAGAGUCUCUGUGGAACAUUAACAUGUUAUUCAUGGGACUUCACAGUUGAUCAUUUCAUAUCGAUCUGUAUUUUUAAUAUAUGCACACUCAUUGGGUGACAAACAGUGAAGUGGAGAUAGUGGGGAUAAUAUAUAUUUAUCUGAAACUCUACCCAUUAUUCCAGCAGCCAUGUUUCUACCUUUGUUUUACCGAGCCUUGUGCCAAUGAGCAUGUUUUCAGUCUCAAAGUGUUGACUUGUUUUAACGUGAAUUAUUGCAGCUUUUCACUGGUUUAUUGUUGGAAAAUGAUUUCACCCUGUGCUUCAGACCUUUGACUUUGACCCCCCCACUUUACAGCACUGAUGCUUGUUGUCCUUUCCUUCCAUUUACCCUCCUAUUGCAACGUGGAUACAGACUACUAAUCCCCAGCAACUGCAUGUGUACUGACAUUAUGACCACCUUCAUUCACUUGUUCCACUAACCUUUGCCCUCUGCCCUUCACUUGAAUGCUAAACCAGACUGGAUACAGAAUUACAAGACACAGCAGCAAAGUAAGUGGGAGAUGAAUUUAACCCUGCAGCGAAUGAAGGAAUAACUAAUAUUCCAACAGUUACCAAUAACGUAUAUAUUAUAACAUAUAUAUUCAACACAUCUGGCGUUUAUCGUAAAGUUAAGUGGUAUAGUGGUUAAUCAAGACACAGAAAUGCUCAUAUUUGCUUGAAAAAACAACCUGAGUACUUGAAUUUACACAAAUGUAAUUUUAGAAGUGAUUUUAUUUUGAAAGAACAGGUCUUUGCACAUUUCCUGAAUCCUUCCUGCCGCAGAUGAAGUAACUUUUUCAACUAUUAAACCUUGUUAAUCCUCAAUGCUGGUCCUCCUACCUAUCACAAAAAGUAUUUGGGUGGUAGCAUUUCAACAGAGAGUAGAAAUGCCUCUGAAGUUUCUGUCUUUAGGAAUUGUUUGGCUGUUUUUUAUGUAACCUACAGAAAUAUUAAUACCUACGAAGUGUUUGGAAGAAUGAGUGGUUUUAAAAAGUGUGUUAAAGAGUCAACUUAAAGCAGACUAAAUUUUAAGCUGUUUUUCAUGUUUGUUGUCUGAAACUCGUAGCUGGUGUUCUAAUUUAGCUUUUGCUGCAGUGCACACUAUGAUUCAACCACCGGUUAUUUCUUGCACAGCCUGAAUUUUAAGUCCCAUUCCUUCAACUAGCUGACCUUCACGUCUUAACAAAAACAUGCAAAAACCCUCCCUCUCUCUCUUAUUUCUCUCCCACUCAGGGCCGACAGGCGAGGACACUCUGCAGUGUGACAAUAACAUGACACCUGACUACUGCCUUUAUCUUCCCUGCAUUAUGCUGCUCUCUGCUGCAGCAUAUCUAAAUACAAGACAGCCUACAGCAUGAUGUGUGUGGCUAACGGCUGAUACUCCCAAAACUAGCAAGGGGUAAGAGCUGUGGUUUGAAACAGCCGGAUAAUGUCGCUUGAUAAUGAAGGGAGGUGUGGACAUGAGAGAGCUGGACUGAACAUUGCAUUUGCAGAGCAGAGACUGUCACUGUGCUAAAGAGAAGUUGCUUUAUCCUGAACCUCUGUACCUUACACACAACUGGAUUUUGUUCCUGAUUUUGAAGCUUUUACUUUCCCGGAGGAUCCACUAACUGGCUUCUGCUACAUUUGUGUAUUAAUCCGGCGUGUCUGUUGCUCUGUACCUUUUUGCAACCAUUGUUACAGUCGGCUGUGAUCAUCUGACGCUACAGCAAAGCUAAUGACUCCUUCAUCUAAUAACCAGUUUAUGCAAACAGAUGUUAUACCACAGCUUACCUGCUCUUCAAUAAACUUUUGUGUUCGCUUUAGGAUGCAAUGUAGCUCUGUCACAAACUGGGGCAUUCAAUUAGGGCUAACUUUAUGUAGUCAAAGUUUACAAAAACAAGACCCACACACUGAAGUAAGAGUACCGUACGAGCCAAUCUUAUUAUUAUUUUUUUGGACUAGUUGGUUGUCUUAAUGUUUCUUCCUGUCUCACUCAACCCCCCCUCAUACAGUCUGUAGGAGGCUGUCAGUCAGCUGUUUUAUUAGCCCUGCAUAUCACUGUGAAAAAAAAACUGCAACAUCAAAUCAUAAAGGUAGCAAAACAGCAGUUAAGAGUAGCUGCAAAAAUAUGUUGCAUGCUUUUUGUAGGUACAGUUGGGGAAUUUUGCAUCAGAGAACUGCAGAACAAAAAUAUUAUUCAUAAUUUACCCAGGUUAUGUUUGUGUAUGAGAGAGACUGAGACAAACGGUUAGAGGAGGAAUGUGGAAGUUCGACUGUAUUGUUGAGUGAUGGUCCCAGAGGUGCAGUACAGACAGUGCCUACUGAAAAGGUCGGUCUCUAUUGACUUUUAUUGUGGGUUUUUUCUUACACUUGUAUUCAUUUGUUUGUGGCUUGCAAAGUAUUAAUUUGUUGGAAAAUAUGUAAAUGUUUUACCUCAUUAAAGAUCACUUCCUCCUCACUUGUCAA